GAGGAAAGAGAAAAUAAUUGCGUCCGCUACUCCGCUUUCCUCCUCAGACCGCGCGCUCCGGCAUUCGGCAAUUCCUUCCUUCCAAUCCCCAAUCCUUCCCCUCUCUUCUCCGCUCCGGCGAUGCAGGAGCCGCAGCGGAUUCACCGCGACGCCGGCGGCUAUCCCGCUGCCGCCGCCGAGACCGACCCCCUCCUCGCGCACCCGCCGCCGCCGCGCUCGCCGGCGGAGAUAGAGGACGAGGAGAUAGAGGACGAGGAGAUCGAGGCCGCCUCCGCCGCCUGCUGCCGCAUCUGCCUCGAGUCCGAGACCGAGCCCGGUGAUGAGCUGAUUUCUCCUUGUAUGUGCAAAGGGACGCAGCAGUUCGUGCAUCGCUACUGCCUUGAUCAUUGGAGGUCUGUUAAGGAAGGAACUGCCUUUUCUCACUGCACAACAUGUAAGGCACAAUUCCAUCUCCGUGUCGAAUGUCUGGAGGACAACCUGUGUCGCAAGAUGAUGUUUCGAUUGUUUGUUGCUAGGGAUGUUUUCCUUGUAUUCCUGGCUGUACAGACUGUCAUUGCUGCUAUCGGUGGUAUGGCUUAUCUGUUGGAUAAAGAUGGACAAUUUAGAAACAGUUUUUCUGAUGGUUGGGAACACAUCCUAUCAAAUCAUCCUGUGCCCUUUUACUACUGUGUCGGAGUAGUGGUGUUCUUUGUAAUGGUAGGAUUCAUUGGACUGAUAGUACAGUGUUCGUCUUUCAACACCAAUGAUCCAUGCCUGGCUGGAUGCCGCAAUUGUUGCUAUGGGUGGGGCAUACUGGAUUUUCCCGCUUCAAUAGAAGCUUGCCUUGCUCUGGCUGUGAUAUUUGUCAUUGUUUUUGCUAUACUUGGAGUUGCAUAUGGCUUCUUCGCUGCAACCGUAGCCGUCCAGAGGAUCUUGCAGAGACACUAUCACAUACUUACCAAAAGGGAGCUCACAAAGGAAUAUGUGGUGGAGGACCUUCGCGGGUGUUAUACACCACCAAAGAUGGAUCCAGAGCAAGAGCAGCGUCUGAGGACUUUGCAGCUCAUGUAGCUUCCACUUUCUGCGAAUAGGAUGCAACAAACCUCUUGAUGCGUGCCGAGGAUUGCCAUGCUACAUAGGAUCUGUUGAUACAAACAUUUUCCAGUAAUCAUAGUCGAGACUCGAGAACCCCAGAUUAGUAUAUACAAUUGCUGCAUGGUCGAAGAUAUGUUUAGGCACAUCAAUCCUCGAAGGAGGCGACCCUCGCUGCAGUAUCAAUAGGCAUACAAGCAAACCAUACGUUACCAUGGGAUAUGUUUAUAGAUGCGAGCAAGCCAUGCUUGGCAAAAGUUUAUGCGUGUACUUGUGCGGUUGCAGCAAUCUACAGCUGGACUGUACUUAUUAGUUGCAUCGUACAUGUAUGCUGAGUGAUAUUUUUGCUUGUGUUGAUGUGUUAAAGUAUUAAGUGAUUUUGCCCACAGAAUGGUGGCAUUCUAAUUCUCUAUAGACAUGGAUUGUGCAGUUGUUCCCUAA
Molecule: messenger RNA, 1512 nt
Organism: Oryza sativa Japonica Group (Japanese rice)
Lineage: Eukaryota; Viridiplantae; Streptophyta; Magnoliopsida; Poales; Poaceae
Molecular function (GO): zinc ion binding
Source: RefSeq, a predicted model, not a curated record